UCCCCAUGGUCGAUACCGCCCGCUCUGGGAAGCAUUGGUUUAGACUAAAACAUUUGAGAUCUUCCGUUUCUCUAAACAUUGCACAUUUUGAAAAGCAUUGAUUUAGAAACAGAACCUCAAGGUCUACUCCUUCUCUGGCAGUCUCACAGCAACCACAGUUCUACCAGUCGUCACCAAGCAUGGCUUCCGUGAUGUUCAGUGCUCCGAGUUCUGGCUCUCAGUUUCACUUAGUCAUUUAUCUACUGGUAUAUCUUUUUUCUCUGACAUUAUCUUUAAGAGUCCAAGACUCGGAGACCCGCCAGGUACGAUGCCUCUCUGGUAUGUGGAACUUCAGAGCAGAUUAUUCUGCAAAAAGAACAGAAGGGUUCAAGUCGAAAUGGUACUCGAAGCCUUUAUGGCAGUGGGUAAAUUCUGAGUUUGCUUUCAACCACAGUGGUGGCCAUUUACCAUUUGAGGGUGAUGUCACCCAUUUGCUGAAGUAUGACAGAGCUGAACGAGUGACAGUAGCAGUCAACAACACCCUCUCACCAACAACACUACCACCAGGGACAAUCACAUAUAAAACGGAUAGCAAAAGAUAUCCUAAGGGUUAUUUUGUCCAGAACUUACAGAUGGACUUCUUCAAUUAUGCUGGUAUCCACCGUAAUGUUUGGCUCUAUGCCACUCCCCAGACUUACAUAAUGAAUAUUUACAUUGAUACCAGCAUCCAAAAAUCCUCAGGAAUUGUAACUUAUGAAGUUAUUCCAAACCAUUACACCAAAGGUCAACGUUAUAAAGUGAAGGUUAUCAAUGAAUACGGUAACCUUGUUGCUUCUUCAAACCAAUCUACUGAUGUCCUGAAGAUUUCAAAUGCCAACUUUUGGUGGCCGUAUACAAUGAACACAUCAUCUCCAGCCUACCUUUAUACCAUGGAGGUUACACUUAUUUCUGACACCGUGGAUAUCUAUAGACACCCCUUUGGCAUACGCACCGUGAAAGUCAACUCUCGUCAGUUACUUAUAAAUGAUCAGCCAUUUUACUGCCUUGGCGUGGGACGACAUGAAGAUGCUGAUGUGAGGGGUAAGGGUGUCGAUCUCCCAUUCAUUGCCAAAGAUUUCAACUUGAUGAAGUGGCUUGGUGUCAACUGCUUCCGUACAUCUCACUAUCCAUAUUCUGAAGAAUUGAUGGAUGAAGCUGACAGACAAGGAUUUGCCGUUAUUGAUGAAAGUCCAGGAGUUGGCAUUGAGAAAAACAACAUGGAAGAAGCAAAUUUGAUUCAUCACAAAAAUGUAAUGCUGGAAUUGGUCGAUCGAGACAAAAACAGACCAUCUGUAAUUAUUUGGUCAGUUGCUAAUGAACCUAGCUCUUACUUACCAAAAGCCGAAGGUUAUUUCAAGAGUAUCAUCAGAUUCACCCAGAUGCUUGACAAAAGUCGACCUGUGACCUUUGUAAUGAAUGCCAAUGUGUUUACUGAUAAAGCUGCACAGUUUGCAGAUAUCCUCUGUAUAAACCGUUAUUUCGGUUGGUACAGUGAUAUGGGUCACCCAGAAGUUGUCCCCCUUCAGCUGCCUUAUGAAUUGGAUAAUUUCCAUGCUUUACAUCGGCGACCUGUCAUCUUAACAGAAUACGGAGCAGACACGGUCAAUGGCCUUCACAGGUCCCCUUCCAUUGCCUUCACUGAAGAAUACCAAGUUAACUUACUGACUGCAACUCAUGAAGCCCUUGACAAACGUAUUGGGACAUACAUGGCUGGAGAAAUGGUCUGGAAUUUUGCUGACUUUCAAACAGAUCAAGGUAACAUAAUAAUAAUAAUAAUAAUAAUAAUAAUAAUGGUAAUUAUUAUAAUAAUAAUAAUUAUCAGCAUAGGUAAAAUGUAUCCCUGUAUUUGUAGGUGCAUUAGGAACUAUCCCUAAAGAUUUGAACAAAUG
Octopus bimaculoides (California two-spot octopus) is the source of this 1907-nucleotide messenger RNA. Its product is annotated as beta-glucuronidase. NCBI's taxonomy places the organism in Eukaryota, Metazoa, Mollusca, Cephalopoda, Octopoda, Octopodidae. Gene Ontology annotation, molecular function: carbohydrate binding; beta-glucuronidase activity. Gene Ontology annotation, biological process: carbohydrate metabolic process. The record is from RefSeq and is a predicted model, not a curated record.